AUGAAACAAAUUAACAGUUCCAGUAUCCUCCGUGGGAUAAGAUAUUACUCAUCCUCCUCAUCGGUAAACAAACCAGAACUAUUUCUCAACCCACAUGCUUGGCAAGGGUUACCAGCCGACCAAAUAUUCCAGUUACAUCAAAUUAGAAAAAAGUAUCUAGGUGAUGCUUACAAUCCAACGAAUGAAGAAAGAACCGCCAUCUUGUCCACAAUUACAUCUUUAACAGCUAAUAAACCAGCAUUGGAUUACGCUUUUGAGAUUGAAAACUUUAAAGAAAGAGUUAUGAACAAUACCCCCAUGAAGGACAGAGGUAAGCCUCAGAAGUUGAGCAACACGUUUGUGAUAAACACGGGAGCAGCACCACAUCACGAGAGACGUAUAGAAAACUUGCAUAGGGUUUCGGCUUUUGAGAUGCCCUUGUUGUCCAAAUACCGUCAACCUUACACACCAAGACCAAGGACCCAAGCUCCACUCAAGUUGAUUUACAAUUCUGAUUUUAGUGAGGACAUAUCUAACAAGCACAACAGGAAAGUUACUUUGUAUGUUGAGUUGAAGGACUUGGAGCUUACGAAAGAGCAAGAGCACAAGUUUAAGGUGCUUGCUGGGCGCAGAUUCCACCAUGGCUCCGACUCCUUCCAAUUAAAAUGUGAAAGGUACCCUCAAGCAGCCCAAAAUGUUAGUUGGUUAGUUGACACUUUCAAUAGACUAUUGGUUGAGUCCAAAGACCUUAGUAAGGAAACUUUUGCUGACAUUCCAUUAGAUAAACGUCAUAUGAAGACGUGGACCACAAAACCAAAAGCAGUGUUCCCUGAAGAGUGGAAGAGGCCACAAGAUGCCCCAACAAAGAGACAUAGAAUAAUUGAUGAACUUGUAGAGAUGAGCAAAAACAGAUUGGACGCUGACCAUCUCAACAAGAUUACACCAUAA
This is a messenger RNA of Lodderomyces theae, 927 nucleotides long. Its product is annotated as mitochondrial 37S ribosomal protein mS35. Gene Ontology annotation, molecular function: structural constituent of ribosome. The transcript has a single exon. NCBI's taxonomy places the organism in Eukaryota, Fungi, Ascomycota, Pichiomycetes, Serinales, Debaryomycetaceae. Gene Ontology annotation, cellular component: mitochondrial small ribosomal subunit. Gene Ontology annotation, biological process: mitochondrial translation. The record is from RefSeq and is a predicted model, not a curated record. Bases 1 to 927 code for a protein of 308 amino acids.